Messenger RNA from Paramecium tetraurelia, 823 nucleotides. RefSeq lists its product as uncharacterized. NCBI's taxonomy places the organism in Eukaryota, Ciliophora, Oligohymenophorea, Peniculida, Parameciidae. The transcript is spliced from 6 exons. The record is from RefSeq and is a predicted model, not a curated record.
AUGAUAUCAGAAACACAAUUCAGGAGAGAUUUGAAUGUGAAGUUUUGUCAGACUAGCCUAGUUCAUGAUCUCAGUGAGUAUGGGAUACAAUUUCUUUAUGAAGCUAUUCGAUUGUAUAAGGGCACAAAUAAGAUGAACAGGAAGCAAAUGGUGAAGUCCCUCCAAGAGAUAGCCAAUAAACCAUUGAGUGAAUUACAAUAUGUUGAGUUAUUGGAUUGGUUUGAGGAUUAUUGCAUUUAAUAGGCCAAGAAAUUUUAAUAAUUAAAAAACAGAAGCUUAUUCACCAAAUCAAUAUAAGCAAUCAAGAAUGAUCAGGCUAGAGAUUAGAAUGAACAUUAAAAUAAAGAACUCUCUUAGCCAGUUCAUAAGAAAGUGAAAAUUAACAAUGAAGAUGACAAUAAUAAUGAUGUGCAAAAAGUGAAACCAGAAAUAGAAGAUGAGCCUGAAUCUAUGUCAGAUGAGAACUAAUCAAAUUAAAAUUAAGCUGACUAAUUGAUGUUACUCUUACUAUUGACAGCAGUAAAUCAAUAAUCUAAAGUUAUAGAUAUUCAAUCAUAGGUAAAACAGAAAACUAAUAUCAUCAAUGAAAGAUGCAGGUACUUUCCCAAUUGUACCAACAAGCAUUGUCAAUAUAUUCAUCCAAAAAUUAAAUGCAAAUAUUUUCCUUAUUGUAACAAGGGAAAUCAAUGCAUUUAUGUCCAUCAGCAAUGUAAGCAUGGGAUUCAUUGCAAAAACCCAUAAUGCAGUUAUGAUCACCCAUACAAAAAAAAAUGAUAUCAUAUGAAAUAAAUAAUUAACUAGAAGAUUUAAUUAAACUAUUUAA